CAAAGCCUUUGCUAUUCCAAACACUGCCUCUACUCUCUCUCUCUCUCUGUGUCUCUCGCUCCUCUUGUCUAAUGAUUCAUUCCAAAACCCUAUUCACUUUGUUACCAUUUCUGGGUCUACGCAUUUUAUUUUUAUUUUUGUAAAAAAGCAAUUUCUGAGCAUUGAUUAAAUGUACUUUUGUUCAUAUCCAUUUUUCUGAAAUGGGGUACUCUUAAAAAUAUCUGAUCACAUUUUUCUUCUACAAAUUUUGCAUUUUUUUUUUCUGGGGUGCUGAGGAACAAGAGAAUCUCUUGGAUUCCUUGAAUUUCCUUUUUGGUCUCAAAAUAUCUUUUUUUUUUUUUUAGGAGUUUAAGUAUUGCAAAUUGUUGAGGUUUUUUUGAGGGGUGGCUUUGAUUUCCAUGGCUGCGGUUGCUGAGAUUUCCGCUGAUGCCAACAAAAUGGACUCAAAACCAAAGCAAGAAUCUGAAUUCAGUGUGCAGAAGCUGGUUGAUAUGUUCACAAAGUUGAAUCCUUUGGCGAAGGAGUUUUUUCCUGCAACAUAUUCUCCCAAUCAUCAUGAUCAUCUUCAUCGCCAUCUGGGCUAUAAUCAGUUCUCACCCACUAAUUUUCUGGUCAACACUAAGCCCACAGCUGAUGACAAUUUCCCAAACAAUCGAAGGAGAAGAAAUAAUUUUAACCAGGGGAGGAGAAGGUUGAAUGGAAAAACACUUAAGGCUCAGAGAGAAGAUAGCAUUAGGAGAACAGUAUAUGUUUCUGAUAUUGAUCAGCAUGUUACUGAGGAGCGGCUUGCAGCCUUAUUCAGCACUUGUGGACAAGUAAUUGAUUGCCGAAUUUGUGGUGAUCCACAUUCAGUUCUUCGUUUUGCUUUUGUCGAGUUUGCAGAUGAACAUGGUGCAAGGGCAGCUUUAAACCUUGGUGGUACUGUGCUUGGAUACUAUCCAGUCAGGGUCCUUCCUUCAAAAACUGCUAUCCUUCCUGUGAAUCCUACAUUCCUCCCUAGGUCGGAUGAUGAGCGGGAAAUGUGUACCCGUACUGUCUAUUGUACAAAUAUUGAUAAAAAGGUUUCUCAAGCUGAGGUGAAGAACUUUUUUGAAUCAGCUUGUGGUGAGGUUCUGCGCUUGAGGCUUUUAGGGGACCAUGUGCAUUCAACUCGAAUUGCUUUUGUGGAAUUUGCUAUGGCUGAAAGUGCAAUUAUUGCACUAAAUUGUAGUGGGAUGCCCUUGGGAACCCAGCCUAUCAGGGUAAGUCCUUCAAAGACUCCAGUGAGGCCAAGGGUCACUCGUCCAACAUCACGUUAACUGAUCAACAUGGUCCAAUACGUCAGAUUAUAUUUGGUCAACUUUCCAGUUGAGACUUGUGUAGAAGGGGCAGUGAAACUCCCUUUGUUUCAGUAUUUCCAUCUUUUUCUGUCACAGCAGUUACUUUUUAUUGCCAGAGCCUAUAAUGUUUUGGUAAUUAAACUUUCCAGCGACCACCAGUCUUGAUCUUAAAACAUUUAACCUUGUUUA
Gastrolobium bilobum is the source of this 1508-nucleotide messenger RNA. Its product is annotated as polyadenylate-binding protein-interacting protein 9-like. The record is from RefSeq and is a predicted model, not a curated record. NCBI's taxonomy places the organism in Eukaryota, Viridiplantae, Streptophyta, Magnoliopsida, Fabales, Fabaceae. Gene Ontology annotation, molecular function: RNA binding. The transcript has 10 exons. Bases 399 to 1298 code for a protein of 299 amino acids.